Molecule: messenger RNA, 4608 nt
Organism: Episyrphus balteatus (marmalade hoverfly)
Lineage: Eukaryota; Metazoa; Arthropoda; Insecta; Diptera; Syrphidae
Gene: gry
Product: trafficking protein particle complex subunit 11
Exons: 16
Coding region: 337-4242 (1301 amino acids)
Cellular component (GO): cytoplasm
Source: RefSeq, a predicted model, not a curated record
AACUGAAAGGAAAAAAAAUUAAAUCCCUCUCUGUCAUCACACACGAACAUUAUUUUUUCCUUAUUUUUUUCAAGGAGUGUUUUUAACUAUUUUCCACAACCAAAUUAAACUACAAUCUAUUAAUUUUCUAUUUUCUUAUUAAAUUGCUCUUUUCAAAUCUCAGCAAAUGAAUGUAAAUUGAUGCUACAUACAAAUUCAAAGUUUUCCUCAUCUUGAUGUAUGAGUUUGUGGGAAGAGGAGAGGAAAAAUUUUACCAAGAAAUUUAUACACUCCGGGGGAAAUUUUUAUAUUUUCUUUGAUGUGUGUCUAAAAUAUUAAAAUAAGGAAAAAGAUAAAAUGUCCAUCGAUGCUACAGCUCUGCCAUCAGAGCUCCUUGUAGCACCACAACCUUUGAUUGGGUUUUGUGGCCUUGAUGUGCUGAAGAAUUCAGUGCACAAGUCAAUAUGGGAUGCUUUUAAUAGUAAUCGCAAACCUGAUAGACCUGCUGUGCAGUUUAAGCUAUUGCCGCCAAAUUAUGAGUUCCCAGUGGCAAAGCCGAAGCGGGCUUCCUAUGAAUGGUAUCAUCCCAAGGGAAUACUCAAGCGCAACUGGAUGUUGAAGCAUCUUCAUGUUCUGCCAUCGGUGGUGGUCUUGUUCCAAGAUAUGGAAUGGAACGAUCCACUGUGGACUGACAAGCAAUUGCAAUGUGCCUCGACCAUUCAAAGUCUCAAAAAUAGUUUGCAGGAACGCAAUACUCGUCUAGCAUUAGUUUUGCUCCAAAAAGCUGCUCCAUUACCUCCUGGUGAGGAUAUGUUAGCCUCAGAGCGAGCAGCUAGCUUGACAAAUGCUUGUGGUAUAAGUAGUAAAAUGCUCUUCAUCCUUCCUCACACUGAUCAUCUGGUGGGAUACACCUCACGCCUCGAAUCGGCUCUUUUGGAAAUGGCUCAGGGCUACUACACUCUGAUGUCGAAACGCAUUCGAACUCAUCGUGAUCAAUUGACAUCGUCACAUCAUGUGCUUAAGAUUCGCCAUCAAUUUAAGCUGGGAUUUGUUUCAGAAAUGAGACAAGAUUAUAGUACAGCUCUCAAACAUUACUCACAAGCAUUUGCUAAUUUAGAAGAAAUUCGUGUUGUUGAUACUAAUUGUUUGGAAAUCAAAACUAUUGCUGGCUUCCUGAAUUAUAAAAUUUGCCGAUUAAUGUUCAAAUUAAAAGUGCCACGUGACUCGAUAAAUCAUUUCAUAAGUCAUAUAGAGAAGUACAAAAAUCGAAUUGGAUUUAAGGACCUAUUGUUUGAACAUUAUGCGUGGUUAAGUACUCAACAUAGUGCAUUUGCUGAUCUCUUUUGUGAAGCAAUUAAAAAUGGUCUUCCAGCACUGCAGACACAACAUCCUGGAAUGUAUUAUUAUAAAGCAGCUAGCAAUAUUGUGAAGAGAAAAGAAGCAUUUUUACAGUGUUGUGCACUAUCUCUGAGUCCUACAGAGCCAACAACACCAACUACUCUACAAAAUAUCUCAUCAAUGGCAUUAUUUAGUGAAUACUUUGGAAUUCGAACGAUCAAAACCGGUGAACCGGUAUCAGAACAACAAGUAAUAAUGUUGGUUCAAGAAAAUGAAAAAAACUUUAAUCAUUCAAGUGCAAUAAUUCAACUAUUGGGUCAAGCAAUGGCUCAAUUUAAAGUUUACAAAGGUCUCAGGUUUCGAAAAAAAUUAGCAGUUGAUAUGGCUGAAGAGUAUUUUAAAUGUGGCGAUCAUGCUAAGGCCUUAACACUAUAUUCCUUAAUGUUACCAGAUUAUCGUCAAGAUAAAUGGAGUUUAUUAUUCUCCGAUGUACUUCUUAAAACUCUACGCAGUGCAUUUCUAUCUGCCUCAGUGGCUGAUUAUGUUGCAUGCAGCUUUGAAGCCUUGUCGCUUAAAAACCGAUGUGAUCAAAAAGAGCGUAUACAAGUGCUCGAAAAUCUCUGGAAAGUUUUUCAGAAUGUUCCUCCUGUAUCUCAAAGUCAAAUAGCACCCGAACUACGAACGUUAUGGGAAAACUCUUUGGCAAACUUUAAAUCACCUGCUAUUAUUGAUUUGGAUAAAAUAACUGAACUUCUGGAAUGUAAUGUUAGUUUUGAUAAAUCCGAACUUAAAAACGAUGAAAUGAUAAAUAUUCGGUUGGUUGUCAGACUUCUUACCGAUGUUCCAUUGAAAAUACACAGUUUCACAGUAGUUCUUAUCGAUAACCAAAGUCAGCAAUAUAAGCUCAAAGCAAUCAAAUAUACAAUAUUUCAAGAUUUAUCCGAACUAAGGAAUCGAGACAAUGCAACCAAUGAACCAAAAUUAUUCGAUGGUGAUCUCAAAUUAGAACCAGAGAAGUAUUAUGAAAUAUUGUUUUGUACAGAGGCACAACAAUAUUUGGAAAAUACUCAAUUGCAAGUUUCAUGUAUCGAAGCAUUAAUUGGUACGGAAAAGAUUGCAGCAAUUUUGGUGAAGAAUGCCACAUUGACAAAACGUAACUUUAAACAUCAUAAUAGAUAUCGAGAUUUAAUUGAUAAUGUUACUACAAAUCCUACUUGUUAUAUUGUACCGACAUUCCAUUUGGUAACACAAACAACACAACCGGUACAGCCGAUGUUAGUUAAUGAAUUCUUUAGUAUUGUUUGUGUGGUAAAUAAUCCAUUUAAUGUGUUUUUACAAAAUGUUGGAAUAAGUAUCAGUGUUCCGAAUAAUCUUCGAAAUAAUGUCUUUCUUACCACCGAUAUUUCUUCUAGCCGCCAAAAAUUACACUCACAGAUUCAAAUCGAUAUUGGUGAAUUAUCAAUGCUAAACUCAACAUCAGUCUCCUACUAUGUAUUUAGUUUGAUUGAAACUAAUAUUGAAUUGCAACAAAAAGUUUGGUAUAAUUUAGAUUCGAUAAAACCUAAACCACCUCCGCCUGUUGAAAGUCCUUCGACUACAGAUAAUUCACCAAUUAAUUCACGUGUUGUAGUUGCAGAUUUUAGUACUUUAGCAUUGAGUUCAUUGAUUCGUAUUGAUUAUAUUGAUGAUAGUCGAUUGAGUAAGGCUCGAGAUGAAAUUGUUUCUAUUUCGUGUGAGAGUGAGUUUAAAUUUUGUGGCCGAUUUUAUACGCUUAACAGACAACCAUUGACGAAGAUUUAUCGUGGUGAGAAUUUUUUGUUUCGAGCAAAUAUUGAAGUGCAAGCUAAAUGUGAUCUGGAUAUACUGGAGACGUAUUUUAUUUGUGAUCAUAAUUUGGUUCAAUCUACAUACAGUUUUAAACGUAAAAAAUAUAUCAACUGCUAUCGCUCGAAUGACACUCUUGAAGAUGUCAUCGUCCUAAGAACAAACUCAACCAACUGUGAUUGGAUAACAGCAAAACAAUUCGAACAUAAUGAAAACGAACCUGAAGAACAAUUCCAUCGUUCUCGAACUCUGCGAAGACUUCAACUAACAGCCAGUGGUGGUGGUAGUGGUGGUAAGCUUGACAACAGUAUUGUGCCUUCUUCAGCAAUGAACAAAAAUCUCUUGUCAAAAAUUCCCAAUAACAUGACAAUAAUUGGCAAUUGUGCUCUGCUCGCAAGUCAAACAUCAAUACUAAGCACAUCGACUAUCUCCGAUGAUGGCAAACUAAAAGUUGACUCAGAUUCCUCAAAAGAAGAUCAACCACAACCGAUUAAACCAAGUUCACGAAUGGUUUAUAGUAAGGCUAUUGAAGCUAUUACUCCAACUGGAAAAUGUCGUGGUUUUAUCAAAGGUGUACUAACAAAUGAUUCAAAUGCUGCUGCAACAACUGCACCAAUAUUUGGUGUUUAUUGCAUUAAAUGGCGACGAAAUGGUUGUAAAGAUGAAAACGAAUCAAAGUUUGUGGUAACUGGAUUGGAUAUUGAUGAGCCUCCUUUAAAUAUUUACUGCUCGAUUGAGGAGAAAAUGUUUGUCAAAGUUCCAAUGACUCUGAAGGUUGUUCUUAAAAAUCCCACUGCUAAAGUUGUGCAUUUGAUUUCAACGCUUAGUGUCAGUAAUUCAGAUAAUUUUAUGUGUUCCGGUCAUAAACAGCUUGACGUAUCGAUUUUUGCAUAUUCAGAAAAGGAACUUGUAUUUAAUUUAUAUCCACUUAAAGUUGGUUGGCAAAAUCUUCCUGAACUCAACUUAGAAUAUAAUACACUCACAGAUCCAAGCAGAGAUGAGUCACAAAAUCAACUUCUCAAUCACUUAGUACAGCGAUCGAUGCCCAAGAAGGUUUUUGUUUUGCCUCCAUAUAAACAACACAGCAACGGCGUCAAGUAGUAUAGACAGCCCCCUGGAAUCAAUAUUCCUCAUUCUAAAUGUUAUUUUCUUAUUUAAGAUUUUAAAAUUUUCAAAAAAAAAUAUACAAAAAAAAACAACUACAACUCUCUCUUAGAUAAAUGAUAAAUUGUUAAAUAGAAAUGUGAAUAAAAUAAUCCUUUGGGUAUUUAAAAAGUUUAACAAAACAACAACAAAAAAAACUGUAGAAGAAAAAAUAGUAUACUUUAUUAUAUUUCUAGUUUAUAAACAAAGAAACAAAAAAAUAUGUAAGUGGCAAACCUUUGUGUUGAUUUUUAAAAUUUAAACAAAAAGAUUUAACUGCAAAUUAUUAUAGAAACCAAUUUAAAAACAAAACAAAAAAAUCAA